This is a messenger RNA of Tribolium castaneum (red flour beetle), 1762 nucleotides long. RefSeq lists its product as uncharacterized. Bases 117 to 1610 code for a protein of 497 amino acids. The record is from RefSeq and is a predicted model, not a curated record. The transcript is spliced from 4 exons. NCBI's taxonomy places the organism in Eukaryota, Metazoa, Arthropoda, Insecta, Coleoptera, Tenebrionidae.
CGUGGCAAGGUCUCCGACUUGUUUUUAUUUUUAUUUGCACAUUUUUUAAAAAACUUCCUAAUUUCGAUCAAUAUCCCUAUAGCAACCCUUUGAUAGCAACUAAAAGUGCUGUCAAAAUGCCCGAAAUGGGGGCUGAUAUGUAUUGCUCGCAACAAAUCUGUAUUCCACCGACUUUUCCUUACCUUUUACGACAGUUUGCCAAAGCUGCCAUUCGGACGCAACCCAACGAUCUUUUAAAAUGGGCCACAACGUACUUCCGAUGCCUAUCAUUGAACAUCCCACCACCGGUAAAACCCCGGCUCGAAUACCCUAUCCCACGGGACCAUCAUGGUCUCACGCCUGGUUGGCUGCGUGCCCUUUUGUACCAAAUGGCAGGCCACCAAACCGUCACGUUUAAAACUUUAUGGGAUCGUUGGAUUGGUGCAUGUCUCCAACACCCAAACUUAAUCCAAAUUCUGGUCUUGGGCGGCUUUGACGAUAAUCAAGCCGUGCCUUGGUUGCGUUUUAUUGCACUUUGUGCCGCACAUUUGACCGAUAGUCUCACUCAAACAAUGAUUUUGAUUUGUGAGAUAUUGACCGAAGAGCCUGAAGGUGGCUCUGCAAUGAUUCCUCUAUCGACUUUUCUCGAUUUGUAUGAGUUUUUAGCACGAAUUGAUGCUUCGUUGCCACAAACUUUGAAAAAUUACUAUUUUUUGGAUAAGUUUCUCGAAUUGUUUCGCGAGAAAAUUGCCAAAGAUUCAGGGGAAAAACCGGUGGAAGAGGAACUCGAAACGGAUUUUAUGAGCGAGAUUGUGUCCGAAGUGACGGAAAAAAGUGAAAGGGAGACGAAAAAAGACGAUGAGGGUUCGGUUGUUUCGUGUCCAAGUGUCACAAGUCAGGAUCCGGACAACUACAUGAAAUUGUUGAUGAAAAUACGAGCCGAAGGCGAAUUUGAAGAAAGCAACGAAGAAAUAAAGGAAGAAACAGAAGAAAAGACGGAACCUGUUGAUGAAGAAGUGAAAGAAGAAGAAGUUGAAGAACGUAAAGAAUCGGUCGCUGUUUCCGAAAAAAAAUUUCCGGAACAGUUGGCUGAAGACGAAAAAAUUCCGCAAUUUCCGGUUGAAGAUGACCUUGUUUCGAAAAGUACGCGAAUGUCAUCAGCACCGAGUGAAUCAUUGAAGAAAGAUGAAGAGGAUUUGAAACAAGACACUUAUCUUAUGGAAGAUUUGGCAAGACUUCGGUCAUUACAGGAAGCCAUGAUGGGUGAAAGUGACGACGAAGUUGAGAAAUUCAAAGCUAGUAUUUUAGCUGAAGCUGGUUUAACUCAAUCACAAAUUGAUGCACCUGAACAUUUUGAAACACGAAUUGAGAGUGAAAUUUUCACUAAUGAGUCACUUAAAAGUUACGAAACGUCGACAAGUGAACCGUCCGUCAAGGAAAAAGCGCCAGAAAUUGAGUAUGAGGAUGUGUUCGUGGAUCCAGUUCCAGGAAUCGGGCCGAAAGUCCCCGAAAAUUUAAUUUUGGCCGUUUGUAAUUACAUGAAAGAUGUGGCCAAGUGGCAACAUGACAUGGUUAUGCCGAGGAAUAUACGGCAUUUUGAUCGCCCGCCUUUAGAAAUUCGAAAUCAAUAAAAAUUUUGCACCGUUUUUUUUUUGAUACAUGGUACUGCCCAAAUCUUAAUCAUAUUUAAUCACGUUUCAGUGCGUCCAGUAAUCAAUUAAUAAUUAUUUGUGCCUCCAGGUGUAUCUACUUGAUUAGUAAAUAAAGCCCUACGUUUCGGAAA